CUGGAACGUUGUCUUUAUUCCGCUGAUAUCUAGAAGGAUGGUUCGUCGUACUGCAUCGCAGAGUGCCCCGACUGUCUCGCGUCCUCCUAGUCCACAGGAGGACAUCGAAGAGGGGCCCUAUUUCGACAGUGUAGAUGAGCUACAACAGCAUGGCAUAAAUGUGCAAGAUAUUCUGAAGCUCAAGGCUGCUGCUAUCAAUACUGUCUCGGGAGUGAGCAUGACGACGAGAAGGCAGUUGCUCAAAAUCAAAGGAAUGUCAGAGGCCAAAGUUGAAAAGAUAAAGGAGGCAGCUCACAAGAUUCUCGGCUCAUCUUUCUCCACGGGGCUCGAGGUUUCGGACAAGAGGAAGCGCGUUCUGAUCAUUAGCACUGGCAGCAAAGCUGUCGAUACAAUUCUGGGAGGUGGUAUAAUUUCGCAAUCGAUAACAGAAGGUGCGACUCGUCGGCGUACGAUGCCAGCUGUUAAUUUGCAUGGACAGUCUAUGGCGAGUAUCGGACUGGAAAGACCCAGCUUGCCCAUACCAUGAGUGUGGUAACGCAACUCCCUUCGGACAUGGGUGGGGCAUCAGGAAAGGUAGCAUGAUUCACUUGUUUGAAAUGUAUAGGAACUCGGUGUCAACUUGGUCUAGGUCGCGUACAUUGACACCGAAGGCACCUUUCGACCUGACCGCAUCAGGGCCAUAGCUGAACGUUUCGGAGUGAAUGGAGAUAUGGCUUUAGAGAACAUACUCUAUGGUAUGUGGACGAGCGCUAU
This is a messenger RNA of Laetiporus sulphureus 93-53, 753 nucleotides long. RefSeq lists its product as uncharacterized. NCBI's taxonomy places the organism in Eukaryota, Fungi, Basidiomycota, Agaricomycetes, Polyporales, Laetiporaceae. Gene Ontology annotation, cellular component: condensed nuclear chromosome. The transcript has 8 exons. Gene Ontology annotation, biological process: mitotic recombination; DNA strand invasion; DNA recombinase assembly. The record is from RefSeq and is a predicted model, not a curated record. Gene Ontology annotation, molecular function: DNA strand exchange activity; ATP-dependent activity, acting on DNA; double-stranded DNA binding. The coding region runs from base 38 to 526 and encodes 162 amino acids.